Messenger RNA from Durio zibethinus, 883 nucleotides. RefSeq names its product protein SENESCENCE-ASSOCIATED GENE 21, mitochondrial-like. Gene Ontology annotation, biological process: response to stress. Lineage: Eukaryota; Viridiplantae; Streptophyta; Magnoliopsida; Malvales; Malvaceae. Gene Ontology annotation, cellular component: mitochondrion. The record is from RefSeq and is a predicted model, not a curated record.
GCUCUUGGAGCCCAACCCAUCUUUCAUUAAAGAGUUUAGAGAGAAAGAGAGAGAGUUUCUUCUUCGCUGCUGCGGACGGUUUCUUUUCCUUUCAAGAAGAAAAAAAGCACUCUGCAGUAGCAUUCAAGUUUCUCAUUCCUAAGUUUUAAUUUUUGUUUUGUUUAAAGAAGAAAGAAAUGGCUCGCUCUUUCUCAAACGUUAAGCUUUUCUCUGCUUUUGUUGUCGAUGGAAUCUCUAACUCAAUUUUCAGACGAGGAUAUGCUGCGGGAUCACAAGGAGUUGUUUUGAGUGGAGUAAGAGGAGGAACGGCAAGGAACGCUGCGGUGGUGAAGAAAACAGGGGAAGAGAUGGCAGGAGCUAAAGAGAAGGUUUCAUGGGUUCCGGACCCAGUUACCGGAUGUUAUAGACCCGAGAACUGUGCUAACGAGAUCGACGUGGCUGAGCUCAGAGCCAUGCUUUUGAAGAAGAACUAAAAAUAUAUAUUAGAACAAUGUUAGCCUGCUAAUAGUUCAAUGGAUCGAGGAGGUUGGUUCCAAUGAUAUCUUCCGCAGAUGCAAUCGGCGGUGCGGGGAAAAUUGUUUUUCUUAUCUGGAAAGAAACUUGUUACUUGCUUUCUCCUCUGCCUUUUGUAUGCGAAAUAGAUGUAAUAUUUGUUUCUCGAUUUCUCUUACAGGAAUUAAGAGACUACCACAAAUGAAUUGGAGUACCAUUUAUAAUAAUCUAAGGACUUUUUAUUUAUAUUUUCUUCUCAGUUUUAUUGUUGUGCUAAUCCCCUGUUUAUCAUGUUCAAUUACUGGUAUUUGCUACAAACUUGAUUAGAUAUGGAGAAUUGAUUGUAACAUCCUCAAAUAUUGAAUCGAUGCUUUUGAUUUGAAUGAUUUCA